Messenger RNA from Penicillium pulvis, 1368 nucleotides. Its product is annotated as putative aminotransferase family protein (LolT). The record is from RefSeq and is a predicted model, not a curated record. NCBI's taxonomy places the organism in Eukaryota, Fungi, Ascomycota, Eurotiomycetes, Eurotiales, Aspergillaceae. The coding region runs from base 1 to 1368 and encodes 455 amino acids. The transcript is spliced from 3 exons.
AUGACCCUCGAUGAACUCACGCCCUUUGGGAAGCCAAUGCUUAAGCAUUGGCUAUUUGACCCCUCCUACAGAAACCUUAACAAUGGCUCUUUCGGCGCCCACCCCGUCCAGGUCCGUGAUGUACAGCGUGCUCUGCUAGCUAUCGCAGACAAGCGACCAGACCCCUAUAUCCGUGUUCAUCACGCGAAGCUUCUGGAAGAAGCGCGUGAAGAAAUUGGCGUGCUGAUCAACGCCCCGAAAGACGAAUGUGUCUUUGUCAAGAAUGCCACUACCGGCGUAUUCACUGUGCUUUAUAACCUCAACUUCAAAGAGGAUGAGGUCCUUGUCUAUUUCGAACCUAUCUACGGUGCCGUGGAAAUGGGCAUUGUGUCUCUGCAAGAGCAUUCUGCUUUCCAGGCUCGGAAGGUGCCGUUAGAAUUUCCUAUCACUGAGAAUGAGUUGGUGCGCCGAUUCCGCGAAACGGUUCGCAAGGCACGCGAUGAAGGCCUUAAAGUCCGUGCUGCGGUCUUUGAUGCUGUCGUCAGUAAUCCGGGUGUCCGGUUCCCAUUUGAACGGUUUGUGGAUAUUUGCCGGGAAGAGGGAAUUUUGAGUGUUGUCGAUGGUGCCCACGGCGUAGGAAUGAUUGCUCUUGAUAUGAAGAAGCUGCAACCGGACUUUUUCGUGUCGAAUUGCCACAAGUGGCUAUACACACCCCGCAGUGCCGCAUUGCUAUAUGUCCCCAAGCGCAACCAGCACCUUAUGCGCUCAACACUCCCAACAUCAUGGGGUUUCAUUCCAGCACCAACAUCAGCCAAAACAGCAGCUUCAGUCCUCCAAGACAAAAAUGCACCCGUCACUAAGACCCCCUUCGAAGAAUUAUUCCAAUUCGUAGCCACAACCGACGACUCAGCCUACAUCUGUCUUCCCGCUGCCCUCAAAUUCCGCCGUGAAGUCUGCGGCGGCGAGGAAGCCAUCAUGUCCUACUGCCACAAGCUCGCCAAUGAGGCCGCUGACUUGAUCGCCGCAGCCCUCGGUACAGAUGUCAUGCAAGAACCGGACCUCAAGCCCGGACAGAAGAGCAACAUGCGUGAUUGCUGCAUGACCACCAUCCGCCUACCGAUCCGUGUUGCGGAUGAUGGGUCUCCUGGUCAGGGUUCUUGGGUGACACUUUCGUCUCAGAAUGCGCCACUUGCAGCUUCGUUUAUUGAGCAAACGCUCAUGGCGAAAUAUGACACUUUUGUCCCUAUUUUCCGGCACGGGUCUUCGCUGUGGACUCGGAUUAGUGCGCAGGUUUUCGUGGAUAUUAGUGACUUUGAGUGGUUGGCUGGUGUCUUGCGUGAAUUGUGUGAGCAGGUUGCUCGGAAGAACAGAACUAGUAAACUUGCAUAG